Messenger RNA from Hemicordylus capensis (graceful crag lizard), 4974 nucleotides. It is a transcript of the gene SH3BP1, whose product is annotated as SH3 domain binding protein 1. Lineage: Eukaryota; Metazoa; Chordata; Lepidosauria; Squamata; Cordylidae. Bases 431 to 3550 code for a protein of 1039 amino acids. Gene Ontology annotation, biological process: regulation of actin cytoskeleton organization; signal transduction; positive regulation of GTPase activity. Gene Ontology annotation, cellular component: intracellular anatomical structure; cytoplasm; cytosol. The record is from RefSeq and is a predicted model, not a curated record. Gene Ontology annotation, molecular function: phosphatase activity; GTPase activator activity; protein binding. The transcript is spliced from 20 exons.
UUACCUGAUCAGCAUCAGGGAAAGGUGGUAGUGGAGGAGGCAAGGACGAGACGGAGAGGGAGGGAACAAGGGAGGGAAGGAGGCUGAGAACUUAGCAGGAAAGAAGCAUAAAGCCAGUGAGUGGAGGAGAUCGAAGGAAGGAGAGUGGAGGAAAUCAGAGAGAAGGAGAGAGGAGGAAAUAUAAUGGGGGGAGGAGGGGGAGGAAGAGAGUGAACCACAAAAAAGAGAGGGAGGGAUAAAGAAAAAAUAAACCAAGGGCGGGCAGUAGAGAGAAUGAUGAGGAAGUGACAGGAGCGAACCUGCUGUGGAGGAGGAAAAGAGAGAGCGAGAAAGCUUGAUGGCAGCAACAAGUGCAGCUGGCUUGCACUGAAAGGAAAAACCCAUCUGGUCUGGCCAUCAUUGUGGGACUGAGUUUGCGCUUUCCUUCAAGAUGAUGAAGAGACAGUUCAACCGGAUGCGGCAGCAGCUCAGUCAUCCCAGCCUCAGUGGACGAGCUCAGGAAACAGCUGAAUACUUGACUGAAGAUUUGCUGCAGAUUGAACAGAGAAUUGAACCAGCCAAACGUGCUGCACACAAUGUACACAAGAGGCUUGUGGCUUGCCUUCAGGGCCAAUGUGGGGCAGACAUAGAUAAACGUGUGAAAAAGCUGCCCUUGAUGGCACUGUCCAUGGCCAUGGCUGAGAGCUUCAGGGAACUAGACACUGAUUCCAGUCUUGGGAAAGCUCUAGAAAUGAGCUGCUUCAUUCAGAGCAUGCUAGCUAGGAUCCUUGCUGAAUUCGAAAUGACCCUUGAGCGAGAUGUCCUACAACCCCUGAAUAAAUUGAGUGAGGAGGAGCUGCCCACCAUUCUGAAACACAAAAAGACUCUUCAGAAACUUAUUCAGGAUUGGAACACCAUCAAGAGCCGCCUGAACCAAGCUUCCAAGAAUUCUGGUAACAGCAUCGGUGCUAGCGCUGGCCCAGCAGCAUCCUCAGCUGCCACCAAACUGGAGAAUCUGAAGGAGGAGGAAGAAGAGAUGAGGAGGAGGGUUGAGCAGAGCAAGGAUGAAUAUAUGGCAGACCUCUAUCACUUUUCCACCAAGGAGGACAGCUAUGCUAAAUACUUUAUCAAAUUGCUGGAAAUUCAAGCAGAAUAUCACCGGAAGUCCCUGGGAUCUCUGGACGCUACCUUGGCAGAGCUGAAGGAGACUCAUAGCCAGCCAGAAUCUCCAUUCCCAACAGACACAUCUGUGCCAGGGGUGUAUGGGAUGCCUCUAGAGACUCAUCUGAAGACUUCUGAGCGGGAGAUUGCACUCCCCAUUGAAGCUUGUGUCAUGAUGCUGCUGACAUCAGGGAUGCAGGAAGAGGGACUCUUCCGGUUGGCAGCUGGGGCUUCUGUGCUGAAGAGGCUGAAGUAUAGUCUUGCCUGCAACUCAGGCACUCUGGAGGAAUUCUCUGGGGACCCUCAUGCUGUGGCAGGUGCACUGAAAUGUUACCUACGAGAGCUACCCCAGCCUCUGAUGACCUUUGAACUCUACGAAGAUUGGCUCAAAGCUGCCAGUGUCAAAGAACCAGAGAGUCGGCUGGAGCACCUCCAGGACGCUUGCAACCGCCUCCCCAAGGACAACUACAACAAUUUGAGGUAUCUGAUCCGGUUUUUAGCCAAGCUGGCUGAACAACAAGAAGUGAAUAAAAUGACUCCUAGCAACAUUGCCAUUGUCCUUGGGCCCAACCUGUUGUGGCCUCAACAGACUGAAGGGUCCCAGAUACAACUAGACAUGGCCUCUGUAUCCUCUAUCCAAGUUGUGGGAGUUGUGGAGCCCCUAAUACAAAAUGCGGAGAUCCUCUUCCCAGGAGAUAUUGACUUCAACAUCUCUGGACUGUUCACUCCCUCAUCAGACAGCAAAAAUCAUGAAGUCCCAGCAACAGAAGAGACCACAUUACCAUUUUGCCCAGUUGAACCUUCUUCACCAUCACCUGGGGAAAGGAAAAAUCCAGAGGUGAUCCCAGGAACCGUCUCCUCAAAGGUGUCCCAAACUUCUGCUGAAACAGCAGCUUCCUUGCCAGCCCCAGUUCCUGCCGAUGAUGCCUCACGGAAAUCCAAGCGGGUUGCCCCACCCCGGCCCACAGUGCCCCCACCCCUAGUGCAGCCUCGAAGCCCACCUCCUGUGCAUCUUCAAACCUUGCCGCCUGCCCCAGAGUCUCCUUCCAUUCCUAAAGCCAUGCCUCGAAGAGCAGUAGGAGCAUCUGUGCGGACUCCCUCUGUGCCACCGCCACUUCCACCCCAGCCAGCCAGGCGUCAGAAAAGCAAUGCACCACCGUCUCCAAAGCUUCCUUCAGCAAAUGAGAGCAACGAGGCAGCUGCAGCUGAAGAGUCUCCAACAGAUGACUGCAGUGAGAAAGUGUCCAAAGAUUCCACUCCUCUGGCAACAGAGCCCACUGAGCCAUCCUCUGAGAGAGCAGACAGCUCUCCGUCUGCACCCAAUCAGAAGGCUGAGAUUCUGGAGAAUGACUCCCUUGGUUCCCUCUGGCCCCUCCCCUUGCGCUUUUCUCCUGUCCGUCAAGACUGCGGCAGCUCCCUGAUUGGCUGCGCUGAGGGCCAGGUGAGGCGGUGUGGGCUGGUGAGUUGCGGGCCCAGCAUGGCGGGCUGCAGGCGGCUGAGCGGCUCCGGCCUGCGGGAGGUGCUGGGCGAGGCGCACGGGGUCCUCUUCGACUGCGACGGGGUCCUGUGGACCGGGGAGCGCGCGGUGCCCGGCGCGCCAGAGCUGCUGGAGCGGCUGAGCCGGAGCGGGAAGGCCGCCCUCUUCGUCUCCAACAACAGCCGCCGCUCCGUGGCCGAGCUGGAGGGGCGCUUCUCCCGACUGGGCUUCCGCGGCGUCCGCGGCGAGCAGGUCUUCAGCUCCGCGCUCUGCUCCGCCCUCUUCCUCCGCCAGCGCCUCCUGGGUGGCGAAGCCGGCGCUGGCGACUCGCUCCCGGGCCGCGUCUUCGUGCUGGGCGGCGAAGGGCUGCGCGGGGAGCUGCGGAAUGCUGGGCUGCGCCUGGUCGGAGAGGAGGACGGAGGAGGAAGUGAAGAGCCUCCUGGCCCGGAGAGGCCCCCGGUGCGCGCCGUCCUUGUCGGCUACGACGACCAGUUCACCUUCGCCAAGCUCUCAGAGGCCUGCGCCUACUUGCGCGACCCGCAGUGCCUGCUGGUGGCCACCGACCCCGACCCCUGGCAUCCGCUGAGCGACGGACAGCGCACCCCAGGAACAGGGAGUCUCACUGCUGCAGUUGAAACGGCGUCUGGGCGCAAGGCGAUGGUAAUUGGGAAGCCAAACACGUACAUGUUUGAGUGCAUUGUUGAGCGUUAUGGUGUGGAUCCAUCCCGCAUGCUCAUGGUGGGUGACCGACUGGAGACAGACAUCCUGUUUGGCAAGAACUGCGGCCUUGACACAGUCUUGACCCUGACAGGCGUCUCGCGCCUAGAGGAGGCACAGGCUUACAUGGCCAGCAGCAGCCCUGCUGCAAAGGACCUGGUUCCUCACUACUAUGUGGACAGUAUUGCAGACUUGAUACCAGGCUUGGAUGAGUAAGGGGAGGGAUGCGAGUGGGGAAGAGGGUCCAAGUCCCAUUCCAGAUUGCCACCCUUCCCUACUCCCGUGUCCCUUUCUCGGAUUCCAGGCUCAUCACAUUCCAGUGUCUCCCCAUUCAUUCUUUGAGCUCUUUCAAUUUUCAUUUUAGGCAGCUGUAGGGGAAUAGGAAGUCUUAUGUGAAAAUGUGGGGUAUUUGCAGGCCAAACCAGUAUUUAUUUAUUUAUUUAUUCCCACCUAUUGGCAUGAUGUAAUUACUUCUAUUUAUUUUUUUGAAUUUGUGUUCGACUAUAGCCACUGGCGGCCUUUUUACUGUUGUCCUCUGCUUUAUUUUGUAGCACAGUGAUGUGCUCUUUCUGGGAUUUGCUGUUCCCAAGCUUUAAUGAGGCAACAUUUGUACCAGUGCUGUCGUCCCCCGUCCCCCCCGCCCUUCUCCCACUACUGCCAUUCCAUGCUAGUGUUGGGGUUCUUGCCUCAGAACUCUUAAGCAUCAAAAGGGGAAUAUUGGAGAGCCAGUUCAGAAGUAUCAUUGUGCCUCUGCAGAAUGGCUCUUAAGAGCGUUCCUGUGGAUACAUAUGCAAGCAGAACCUUAUCAGAACAGUACAGCUUGCCCCAGACUGAUGUGCAUUGAGGCUAAUUUUUGGAUGAAUUUUCUCCACAGCAUGAUCUCGAAGCAAGCUGCAUGUUUGACCCAUUCUGACAUUACUGUGUUUGGUAUAUGCAUCCACAGGCAUUACUCCAAAGUGCUGUGUUGUGCAAGGGGGGUGGGAAUUAACUGACUCAGUCAGAAGGAACUUGCUGAUAAAUCUGCAAAACUUAUUUACUGUGAAUAACAUAUGGAGGAAUGUUUGUUUCUGUCCUCUUGAGAGUUUUCUCAGGUUACAGAACUUAUAUCAAUCCAGUUUAAUUUUGAUAUAUUUGUGGAGGGCUGCUCUCUUCAUGCUAUGAUAUUCUGAAUUGGCUGUCACUACUUCUUGGUAAUCUUCCAGUGAUAACAGCCUCCAAACAUUCUGGCCUACACAGGGGCAAGAAUGUAACAUGUGUGGGGUUUCUCCCUUUCUCUUUUGGCUGGGUGGACCAAUGAAACACUUCAGUAAAACUAUUUAGCUCCUGUCUGUGCCUGAUAGGAUUCACCAUUGUCCAUGGUGAGGGAUGAACCUUCGUCUGCCCUGCUGUGGUGUCCUAGAUUUGUGGGAUAAUGUUGGCAUUUCCAGUGCUGUCAAGUGUGCCACAGCAUCCCGACGCAAUCCUUGCUGCUUGUAUUUUUAUGGUUUACGAUGUAUUUAUUAAAGUGUUUGUAUAAAUUAUGCUGAUCAGUUGUGCCAAAGUGGGUAUGUAGCCUCUGGGCCCACUCACUACCUGUACCUCCAUGUUGUGGUUCUCUGCGUUCACUGUCAUUCUGCAUAUAAUAAAGUGCAGGCACAAGA